Laetiporus sulphureus 93-53 is the source of this 1812-nucleotide messenger RNA. Its product is annotated as GMC oxidoreductase. The coding region runs from base 1 to 1812 and encodes 603 amino acids. NCBI's taxonomy places the organism in Eukaryota, Fungi, Basidiomycota, Agaricomycetes, Polyporales, Laetiporaceae. Gene Ontology annotation, molecular function: oxidoreductase activity, acting on CH-OH group of donors; flavin adenine dinucleotide binding. The transcript is spliced from 10 exons. The record is from RefSeq and is a predicted model, not a curated record.
AUGCACGCGAUUCUUGCGGCUUUGCUGUCUCUCGCGACGCUCGUGGGCGCUGCGCUUUAUUCGGACCCGGCUCAGCUCCCUCAGAAGGAGUACGACUUUGUCAUUGUUGGCGGCGGCACAGCAGGCAACGUCCUUGCAGCCCGUCUAAGCGAAGUUUCCAACUUUUCCGUCCUCAUCAUCGAGGCCGGUCCUUCAAACUUGGAUUAUCCGGAAAUUGCCGUCCCGUUCCUCGAGUUCUCCGAGGUCAUCUCCAAUCCAAACAUAUCCUGGAAUUAUGAUACUACACCACAGAUUGGUCUCAAUAACCGCUCUAUCAACUAUCCUCGUGGCAAGGUGCUCGGUGGCUGCAGCUCGAUCAACGUCAUGGUAUGGACACGUACCUCCGUCGACGAUUGGGAUCGCUAUGCGGCCGUCACAGGCGAUCCUGGGUGGUCUUGGGAUGCUAUGCUCCCUUACAUGCUCAAGGUAUCCAACCCGGGCUCUGGGGAGUUCAACUACGCUACCGACUACGGCAGGCUCAACCCUGCAGUGCACAACACGACGGGCCCGGUGGACAUCAGCCUCUCGGGCUAUCCCGGGGACAUCGCCUCGCGAGUCUUCCAAACGUCCUUCCAACUGCCGGAGACGUUCCCGUACGUGCUUGACAUGAACGCGGGGUACCCCCUCGGCGUGGGCUUCGCGCAGUUCGCCAUCAACAGCCUUGGGAGGCGGAGUAGCUCUGCAACGGCAUACCUCGAGCCGGCGAUUAAUCGCUCUAACCUCGACGUACUCAUCACUACGCAGGUGACACGCCUCAUUGCGGCCGCAGACUCGACCAAUACGAGCCUGCCGACGUUCAGUGCAGUCGAAAUGGCGCAAAGUGCGAAUGCCACCCGUUACACCGUCUCCGCGAGCAAAGAGGUCAUCCUCUCCGCAGGAGCAAUCAACACGCCGCAGCUACUCCUACUGUCGGGGAUUGGCGCACCUUCCUCUCUCGCUGCGCACAAUAUCACCUUGCUCGUCAACUCGUCCGGCGUCGGUGUCGACCUGCAGGACCACCCGCUGCUCCAAAGCCACUGGUAUGUCAACUCGACUGGUACGUUUGACACAACCCUGCGGAAUGCGACUCUGCAGGCGGAGGACUUGUCCUUGUGGGAGAGUAAAGGACGCGGUCCGUACGUUGGCCCCGGCAAUGUCCAGAUUGCAUGGACGAAGCUGGAGAACGAGAGCGCUGUGUUUGGGUCGGGCGGAUAUGUGGACCCGUCGGCGGGCCCGAGCAGUCCGAAUAUCGAGAUACUGCCACUUGAUGGGUUUGUGUCGCUUAUCGAAAGUCUGCCUGACACGGGUAACUUCCUCACGAUGCUGACAAGCGUCGUGUCUCCCGCAUCACGCGGCAGCGUCACACUCGCCUCCGCCGAUCCAUUUGACGCACCGUUGAUCGACCCGGGUUUCCUUUCCAAUCCAUAUGACUUGCUGGCGGCAGUGCAGGCCGUCAAUCAAUCGCGUCAAUUCCUCUCCGCACCGACGUGGGAUGACUACAUCCUGCGCGAGGCGCCCGACCUCGCCGCUGCGCAGAGCGAAGCGGAACUCGUUGCAUUUGUGCGCAAUGGAACGACGACCAUUUGGCACCCCACGGCGACGGCGCGCAUGGGAGCGCUGGACGACGAACUGGCGGUGCUCACAUCGGACUUGCGGGUGAAGGGCGCGCAGGGACUGCGCGUCGUGGAUGCUUCGAUAUUUCCGUAUGUCCCCUCAGGACACCCGCAGGCGUGCGUAUAUGCGGUAGCGGAGCGCGCCGCGGACCUGAUCAAGGAGGCUUGGGGCGUACUUUGA